Messenger RNA from Babesia bigemina, 198 nucleotides. RefSeq names its product ribosomal protein S14p/S29e, putative. Bases 1 to 198 code for a protein of 65 amino acids. Gene Ontology annotation, molecular function: zinc ion binding; structural constituent of ribosome. Gene Ontology annotation, biological process: translation. The record is from RefSeq and is a predicted model, not a curated record. The transcript has 2 exons. Gene Ontology annotation, cellular component: cytosolic small ribosomal subunit; ribosome. NCBI's taxonomy places the organism in Eukaryota, Apicomplexa, Aconoidasida, Piroplasmida, Babesiidae.
AUGACUAACCUUUUCAACACGCAUCCGAAGAACUACGGUCCGGGCAGUCACCAGUGCCGUGUCUGCUUCAACCGUCACGGCCUGAUCCGCAAGUACGGCCUGAGCAUCUGCCGUCAGUGUUUCAGGGAGCGCGCCAACCUCAUUGGCUUCUUCAAGGUGGGUGUACCUUUCCGCGUCUCCAUUGCGCUGCAGUACUGA